This is a messenger RNA of Seminavis robusta, 474 nucleotides long. NCBI's taxonomy places the organism in Eukaryota, Bacillariophyta, Bacillariophyceae, Naviculales, Naviculaceae. The record is from the annotation of a GenBank genome assembly.
AUGCAUGACGAUGACACCUUUGCCGGUGCUGCUUGCAGGAGAGUGACUGGGCUCCCACUCUGUGUGGGGUCCACUUGGCACUCUUCGCCGGCAAUGGUGUUGUCUUGCGGUGGUUCCAGUGGGUUGGUUCGUACUCGUGCAAAGGUCUGCUCAAUGUUGACAAUGGCGCCGUGGCCGUUCCUCUUCCAGUCCUUUGUUGGGGUGGUUCGUCCUCGUGAAGGCAACAAACAGAACAAGUCGAUCAUGAGGAGCCGUUUCAUCGUCCAAGUCUUCUGCUCUAAUCUUCGGAUCGUCAGCGACGUCUUGCUUGAAUCACACAAGGUCGGCUCUUCUGUUUGGUGGGUCGCCGUUGUUGCAAGCAAACCCUUGUCUCUUUCGCGUGUGGUGAUGUUGGUCCUUCGACUUCGAGUCCCUCUCAAAGACCAAAGACGAACGUCUCGCCUUCUCUUGCUCUUCCCCGUCCGGGUACGGUAG